Hylaeus volcanicus is the source of this 12377-nucleotide messenger RNA. Its product is annotated as max-binding protein MNT-like. The record is from RefSeq and is a predicted model, not a curated record. Gene Ontology annotation, molecular function: RNA polymerase II cis-regulatory region sequence-specific DNA binding; protein dimerization activity; DNA-binding transcription factor activity, RNA polymerase II-specific. Lineage: Eukaryota; Metazoa; Arthropoda; Insecta; Hymenoptera; Colletidae. The transcript is spliced from 10 exons. Gene Ontology annotation, biological process: regulation of transcription by RNA polymerase II. The coding region runs from base 2157 to 4391 and encodes 744 amino acids.
UUAAUACCUUAAUUACAAUAAUCAUAAGUUUUGAAUUGUAUACUUUUAAACAUUAGCUUAGUAAAUUAUCCAGUUUAAUUGUGAUUGUUCCUCAAUAAAUACGUGAAUAUAAAAUCGCGAAACGAAUUGAAGAAAUGAUAAUAAUUGAUAAUAACACUUGGAAGUAGGAAGGAUAUUAAAUAUUACAUUUUAAAUUAAAUUAAGAAUAAGUGUACGGUUUCCUGCAAACAUUAUCCUUUUUACUUUAAACUUUUAUAUGAAUUUUUUACUUUAAUUUUGUUAUCUACAUCAAAGAAUUUCUAAUCUUAGUACAUAUUUGAUGGUUCGCUUUAAAAAUACGAAAACCUCUUGUUCCCAGGUAUACAUGGCGGAUAUCACGAUACACGCUUCUUAGUCUACCAGUAAAAAGCUACAAGUUUACGAGUGAUCGCAUAUUUUAUUGGAAUAUAGAGAAACUGAAAAGAAAAUUAACAGGAUUUGCUUUCGAAAAAGUGACGGUACAUAGUUUUGGCGCGCGCGCAAAGGUAAACAAUGAACUGUAUGUUUCGAUAUCGUAGAAGUGGCAACAGUGUACAGCUCCGAUCCAUGUGACAGAGAAGGAACGUGACAAAAGGUGGCAGAGGGUGACGCCGCCGAGAUCGGAGUGAGUGUUUGCCCGGGCGAGCCGGGUGUCGGGUGUGCUGUGUACGAUUGUCGCGAUAUUCGUCCGUUCUGGCGUCCACCGGAAGGUAAGCCUGCUCGAACAAGAUAUCGGCUGGCUCCGAAAUCUCGUUUUCACAUGUUUUUCGCGAUGAUAACGACGGGAAUUUGAGAAAAUCGCGAAAAAAGUGCACCGACUAACGAGCAAUAUACAGCAGCUCGACACUUCUCUUACACGCCCAGCGGAGUGCUGCGUCACAUGGGCUGCGUUCAUUGGUCGAUACAGCCAGGUGACGUCACGAACCGCGCUUUGAUUGGUCUAUACCUCGGACCCCAGACACGUGAAUCGUGGCCAAGCAAGCAUGGCUGUUGAUGCGCAGUGGUUAGCACUUGUAAAAUGUUUCUGCCACGCGCUAGAUCGAUCAGGUUAUAAUCGUUGUGUGCUGUGAAACGUCGCAAGAUCGUCGACUGUUCGGAAACUUUACGUGUGCCUCGUGAUUUUCCGCAUGUGUCGCACGUUUGACAGCGGAAAUACCGCAGAAAUUCUCGCAAGAAAUUGAUUUCUACCGUGAAAGUGGGUUCCAGCGUGUUUCCAUUGUGACCGAAAUACAGUCGCGUCGUACCUGUAAGUUUCCUGAUUGUUUUCUAUCCGUUUCUCGCGUUACCACGCCCGUUUAAAAGCCUUCGCGGAACAUUAUCUCGUCGGGACUAUCGCCUAUUUAAUUAACAUGUGUAUAGGUGGUUGCGUGGCGUGUUUUCCGUGCCAUAAUAGACCCCGCCAAUCGCACGGUACUUCAACUCAUGACGUCAUGUUAUCGCAAGUUCCUAUUGGUCAACGGUGCGUGCGUCGCCCGUCUAACGUGUGUGUCGCUUUGUCAGUUUAAGGAGCUCGUUCGGCUACGGCACGCUUCUUGACUUUUCAUACUUGUUCCAAGCAACCUUUCCUCCACCAACCUCGACGCGCCGUGCCAUCGUCUUUCUUUGCAAUUUUUCCAUGGUUGCGCGUACACGAAAUGCAAUUGUACCUAUUCGUGACCGUGGUACGCUUUCGCGAUUACGCUGCCCCGGGAUAUAUCUACUUUUCAAAUCAGCGCCGGAACCUCGUUUCUCUGCUUCGCCUUUCCCGCCUCUGUCCCGUGAACCUUGUUUCUUCGCUGACUGAUUUCUCGGACUGCGCAGCUGAUAUUCUAUACACUGUACGUGCUCGUAUUCGCGAGCACGCUCUUGCGCGUACAAACGCCACGUAACGACUCUCGUUCCUGCUUUCGAAGCUACAUCACGAGAACAGUCAAGCUAAUCCGACUCGCCUAAAUGCGACGAUGGCUCGUACAACGAAUUGCCACCCGCGGCUGGCUGCAGCAGAAAAAGAGGAGGGUUGAGACACGAGAACGGGCUCUCGACUUCUUCGUCCUCGCGAGCCGGCGACGGGAAUCGACGGUCCGAUCGCAGAGUCUCAAUCACCCGAAGGAUCUUGAAGAGGAACAGAGCUCGUCGUGGAACGAAUUGGCAACGUCAGGAUGAGCCUGGAAACGUUGCUGGAAGCAGCAUGGUUCGUCGAGGAGCAGGAGAAGAGGAGGGAGCGUCUCGCGAGCAGCUCUUCCUCCUCCUCCGAUCAUCCGCUAGUCGUCGCUCCCCACUCCAACAAUCACAACUCCAACGAGCCACGUGGUGCCAAAUUGAAGAGAGAACGUACAGAACAAGAUGACUUGUUUUGCGAAGAAAAAAUGCUCAUUAUCGACGAGGAGGAGCCGCUGGAAAACAAUAGGACGAAUGGGAAUCACUCGGCAGGUUCACGAGGGAGUCCCGUGAUCUCGAGCACGCGAGUAACGCCACCCACGGCAAGUGCAAACCCAGGUCACCUGACCGCCCUUCACUCCACAUCGCACCAUCAUCUCCCUCCUCACCAGCAGCAACAGCAGCAGCAACAACAGGCGCCACAGCAACAGCAGCAACCGCAUCACCAUCACCACCAUCACAACAACCACAACAGCACGCAUAAUCCUUACGUGGAGAAUCACAAUUCGAAUCAUUCGCAGCAGAACACCGGCAAUCUCGUCGUCGACGUCGAGCCUAGCCACGACAGUAAAAAGCAUCGAAACGGACCGUGCGUAAUCCGAUCCGGCACUAGAGAAGUGCACAAUAAAUUGGAGAAGAAUCGAAGAGCACACUUGAAGGAAUGCUUCGAACUACUGAAGAGGCAGCUACCGUCGCAGGAUGAGAAAAAGUCUUCGAACCUUUCCAUUCUCCACGCAGCGAUCAGGCACAUACAGACAUUGAGGAGGAAGGAACGGGACUACGAGCACGAAAUGGAAAGGCUCGCGAGGGAAAAGAUCGCUGCCCAGCAAAAAUUGUUAGCUUUGAAAAAGGAGCUCGCGGCUACCUGGGAUCAUAUCGAUUUUAAUACUCUUUUGCCUGAACAGAAUUCGGCUGCUGAUGCAAUAGCUACGAAAAGUGAAAGUAUGGAGGUCGAUGUAACUGGGCUGGCUCGUGGUGGCACGAGGUACAGUAGUACCAGUAGCCUGAGCAGCGCGGCCACAGCCAGUUCACCACAAACACUUCAAACCACCAGCACGACUUCCAACAUUCAUAAUCAAGUUGCGACCGCGGCUGUUGUCUGUCAGACGCAGGGUUUGAACCUUGCACAAAGUUCUAGGGAAAGUCCACCUGCAAGUUCAAGUCCUGGAAUGCCCACACCUAGCAUUCCUACUCCAGCACAGGAGAAAGUUAACACAUCGCCGAGCGGUAUGGUGCCGCAACAGCAUCAACUGCACCUGCCCAUAAGCGCCCAGAUGUUGAACACGAAUCAAGGUCUGGCGACGAUCGUCCCGACCCUUCAGCACAUCGGGUCAAGCUUGAGGGUGAUACCUGGCGACACGAGGCAGCUACUGGUCACCCACACCGCCGGCAACACCGAGUCCAGACCGUUAACGUUAGCCGUGCAAAACUCAUCGGAUCAAUCGAGGCCGCUGAUCGCUGUGCAAUCGAACACUGGAAGUGAGCCAAGGCCCGUGGCGCUGGUCGUUCACUCGUCCACGGCCAACGACAACAGGGUGACGUUCGUGCAUUCUAAUCUGUCCAACAACGACAGGCCGUUGGCCCUAGCCGUGCAGCAGUCGUCGGCGAGUGACGUCAGACCAGUUACAUUUGUACACUCUGCGAACGAGGGAAGACCGAUAGUCCUCGCUGCGCAUUCUCCUGCACUGAACGUGUCGAACGCUCAAACAAGAAUAAGAGCGGGAGACACGCAGACCACCCAUAAAAUGGUUGGCGGUGUGGCAUUGGUCGGUGGAAAUGCAUCUGAGCUAACCAGACUUCCGGGUGGCGCUGAAUUGAACAUACUCCCAGCAAAUGGUUUGACACUGAGCCACGCAAGCGUAUCACUCCAGACUGCAACGGGCAAACCGGGUUCGACCGUGAUGCAGAACGCUCCGUCCACAGAGGGUAUAGCUCACAUCGUUGGUCCACACACACCCCUCUCGGGCCUGACGCCUAUCGUCACACCUAUGACUGUCGUCUCGCAAGGGAACCAAGUGACCGCUCACAUUCUGGCGCCCUCCAGCCUCGCGGGUAAAAUGAUCACGACACCGAUCCUCAAGUCCGUGGCGCAGAUGCCGAUCGUGAACGCGCAGUACAUAAACACCACCACCCUGGUGAAGCCCGUCGUCGUCGUCAGUUCACCGUCAACGUCCACGGCGCAGUCGACGACGGCCUCCAGCACGCAACCAUCCUCGACCACUCACACGACCGUCUGACAAAUCAAAGGAAACUGAAACUAGUUUGAGAAACGGCCGGGUCGUAUCGAUGCACCGAAGCACCGGCUGCCAGAGAUCGCCAUAGGCUGGAAUCCACGUUUCGCUGUUGUUCGACACCAUCGACCGCUCACGAUGACGUGACGUCGACCGUCGGGCUGAACGCGAUCGCAGAGGUCCUGGAAGACGGAGGGGCUGUGCCCGUCGCGGUGUUCCCGACGUCGAAGGAAAGUUUUCUAUUUUUGAACAUUAAACUUGCGUUCCUUCGUGUUUAAAUUCGAUGUUUUUACGCUCUUCCAAAGAGUACACCGACUGAGAGGGUGUUUAUGAGAAAGGCCGUUGCUCGACUUGCGCGAUUGCGCAUGGUACCUUGAAUACUCCGAACAAGUACUUACCGCGUGGUAUUGGUACGAAAAUGAUGCAACAAGGCUAUUUGGGAGGGGGGGGGGGGGCGAUUUGAUCCUUUGUUUACAAGCGAAUGUCAGAUUUGUACAGUGAGUCCUUGACUUACAUGGUUAAUUUCAUUUGGAAGCUUUAAGUGUAAGUUCUAUUGCAUAUGCAUAUUAGCAUGUUGAGCUAGUCCCUAUGAAGUUUAGAAACAUUGCAGAUUUCGUUUAGGGGACCGACGCUAUAGGUACACUCAGCAGAGACAAUUGUUGAGUACCUCACUGUUGUCUCUGGCGAAUGCCUGUUAAACUUGCCAAAUAAAAUUCGUAAUAAAAUAUUUACAUUUUACUAAUGUAGCUUACUAACCCUUUGAGUGUUAUAGUUUUCCAUAUUUUGUUGUUAUAUUUCUUAAGUUCGGGUAUUUAAAUUCAUUGAUUCUCAAGUUAACAUAUGUUUUACUCAUCAAUGUUUUUAAUAAAAUAAUUCCGUCCGCAGUGACCACAACCGGAUUGCUUUGGCCAAGAGUAUUAAACACUCAAAGGGUUAACAAAUCAGCCACGAAACUUUGUAGAACACCUCGCAUUCGACUUUCGCUAAACAAAGUAAAUUUUGUUGUUUUUGUAUGACGUAAGGAGAACAUUGGUAUCUACAAUUUUCCUAAGUAGAGGACUUGCUGUAUAUUCAAAAUUUCAACAAAUCGAUUAAUAAUUUUAGUCGUUCGAAUUGUAUGACUUUUCACCUCAGUAUGGGAGACGUGAGUUAACAGAUUUCGUUAACUUAUGAAUUUGUCCAAGCUUUUGUUCAGUCGUUGUUUCAGGUAAGGUCCUUAUAUGUUUUAUAAUAAUAUUAUUUAGACGAGAAAGAAAACAUGACUCACGACAUAAUCUUGUUUGCAUGAUUAUUUUAAAUUGCUUGACUGCAGAGUAUGAAGCUCAUCCGUUAUAUUUCUUUGGUACCUUGUCGCAAUUGGGGAAGUUCGGCAAAAGUUACGUGGAAAUCAUUUUGAAAAAAAAAAAAAAUGAAAAACCGACUGUGUUUAGAGUGAUGUUAAAUUAAAGAAUUUGUAUGAUAUAAGAUUGGUUUAAAUGCUUUGAAAUUGAUCGAAAUCUUGAAAUCGGAUGGAUGAUGAUGAUUACAUGCUUGUGCUUUUUAAAUUAUCAUGAAUAGUGGCUGUGGAGAUACAAUUAUCGAUGAACUUUAUCAUUAACGCCUACGUUUACUUUCGAAAAUUAGAUGGUAAAGAAAAAGAAAAAACGAAACAUGAAUUCAAGUUACGUCGUGCCCGAAAGCAUACACGCGAAGGAAUACACACGGUGUAUGUUUGUAUGUGCUCAAGUAUUUAUUCGCUUAUAUUUAUUCUACGAACUUAAUUGAGCAUUGGUACAGUUCGUUUUGGCUUCUUUAAUUAAUUUUGAUACCUUUUAUCGGGGUUAAUUUCAAUAACGAUCAGCUGUGACGCGAAAACAUUACACGAUCAACGUUGUUUACGGGUACGUUUUAGUGGUAGUUCAUUUUCCGACGAUGGAAACAAAUGUGUACGUAACACACGACUCUCGUCAAGAUCACAGACGACAUAUUAUCUUGCAUAAUAAUUGCUAGUGUUAUCAGUAGACUGCAGAUGUUGAUGCAUUUAUGGCAGAUGUAAAAUAUGGGGAAAUCUAUGAAAAUUUUCAUCAAAUGCCAAAGUAUAUAAAACAUCAACAAUAAUAUACAUGAUACACUGUUUAGAAGAUAAAACAAACUUUAAUUUAAUCUUAAAUUAUUUGUCUGUGUCUUUAAAAAAAGUAUGAAUUUGCAUGAAUAUCCGCAGUCUAGUAAUCAGUAUCGCGUUUAUAGGUGAAAACAACCGGAACUACUUGUAAACACGUGAACCGUUAAAACCGUACUAUUUUAAAUUGCUUUCUACCCUUAGGUAAACAAAAUUUAUGUUUUAUACCGCAACAUUAAGUUUCUCGUGCUUUCAUUUGAUAUACUCGAUGCGAGACCGUUAACGGUGAUUGUUCAGCUUAAAUAGUUUAACUAAUAGAAUGCAACUGCAUGGUGAAUAACCAUUAUCGAAUUCUUUAUUUGUCUAAAUAGAACAAGCUUUGCACGGGAUUAACAUUAACGUGAGAUAACGUUGCUGCAUCUCGUAUCUUUUGCAAGAGGGAAAAAAAUCGAUAACAGAAGUACGAAGUAAGCUCACUCUCACGGAUUGAAAAUUUGUUAUUUUUUUUUUUUAUAUAAAUUACUCGCGUACUUCUGUAAAUUAAAUAACGUUUUUAAUUUCUACUUGACGAUUACUGUGGGAUGUAAAUCUAAUUUGAAAUGAAAUUAGAAUUUCUUACGAGCAUUUAAUCGGGGGUCCUCUUUCGUAAAUAAAUAUGAAAUGAUUAAUGUUGAUCUGAAUUCAAGCGUAAAUUUAAUUAAAUUUUAAAUGAAAAUGCAACAGCAUGCAGACUUUCUCGUUUUAUUUGGAAUUCACUAGACAAAGUGUAAAGAUGCUUAAUAUCCGCGAUGCGAGCGUUCUAAGUUUUUUUUUUAUAGGCGCGUGUGCGUGUGAGUGUGGAUGUGACUGUUAACGGUCUCUUUCAGAUAUCACUAUUUGUACACUAGUAUUAUUAUUACUUGUAUCUGCGUAUACACAAACACACACAUAUACAUAUAUACAUAUAUAUAUAUAUCUUGUUUUUUUUUAUUUUUUAAAUUAUUUAAUCAAAGGCUUGGUCAGUCAGUUAAGCUGAUUAUGUAAGUAUGUAAUAUGCGUGGGGCGCUGUGUCUCUAGGUCUAUCAAACAAAUUCGUUGAAGGAUUUAUUAAGUUAAUGGUUGGCUGAGAGCAAUACCGUUUUCCAGGGAAGUUUAGAGACUUUUUGUAUCGACAGGGCUGUUGAAAAAGUCAUCUUGGCUUCUACCGACCUACCAAUGUCCUCGAUGCGUUCGUUUUUUUUUUUUUAUUCUACGUAGAUGAGUACCACUGCUCGAUAUAAUCAGGGCAUUGGGUUUUCUGGACAAUUUUAGAGUUCGUUCUCUAGAGUUAAGUAUAUCGGGGAUGAAGGAAAUACUAUGUAUUUAAUAUAGUAAAUAUUUUUUAUCGAACUCGACUGAGUCUAACUUCGAAGUAUUGAUUACUUUACCAAGGGAUCAUGUAACACGAGUAGGUGGUCUCAUUAUUUUGAGCAGUGUAUCGAGCCCAUGAUUAGACGCUUUUUUUGGUGAGAGAAUCUAUUCCAGUUGAAUAGAUGUAUCUUUCUUUAAUCUAGCAACAACUGGAAUUCAUUCUUGCAACGAACGCCACGAGCAUUGAAAAGUAUACAAUUGUCUUCAUCCGUUCGCACAUGUUCCCAACAAAGUACGGUUUAUAGAAAGCUACUGUAGGUUUCACGUGAAAUCAGUCCAGCACGAUAAACAAUUACGUUUAACGACGAUAUUGCUACUAAAUUAGUAGAGAUCUCGGAUAACAUCACUACUGAAUCAGUAGGACUUCAUUGGACGUCGAAGCAGUAUUUUAUUAUUGCAACAUAUUCGAUCGAAUUAAACACGUACAGGCAUCUUUUUGGGAGGGCAGUCGAACACAGAGACGAUCCCUCGAGCUAAAUUUUUGGUUCCAUAGGUUUUGUUUAUUUGUGAAAUUAAAUUCAAAUAUUUGUUACUUGCGAACUUGCUACGGUGAUUGAAAAAUUGUUAGUUUAACAAUUCUAGUAUAGAUCAAAAUUCUAGUAUAGAUAAAAAUUUGAAUUAAUGAACGAAAGAUAAACAAAACUUGUUGGAGCAAUACAUAGAAAUCAAUUUUAUCGAAAGGAAAUAUUUUUGUUUGCCCUCAAAGUAGUAAACGAAAGACUAUUUAUUUAAAAGGAAAUUCCUUUGAGGAAUUGGAUACCCCAGAGAUGGGCAAAAUUUUCGGUAUGAAACGUUUCGAAUAACACAACAGAUGAAACACUUUUAACUUAUUAUUUAUUCGAUAAAAAUUGAAAAUAUAUUUGGUAUCAAGCUUGUCAAGAUUAUCAUACCAAAUAUAAAACUGACAAUCUAAAUUAUACGUUCGAUUUAUAUUCUGAAUAUAUUACUGUGGACACCUUUUAUUCGUUGUUCGAAUAAAACUGUCAUGCAUAAUCUUAUAGCCAAGGUGACUUUUUCGAAAGCUUCUAAAAUUUCAUUCGAUAUUCCCAUCGAAGAUAAAUAUUGUCUCUCAGCUCGCGCGUCCUUUGUAUGUUUUCUAUUAUAUUUUUCUUUUGCGUCGAGUCAAAUCAGUGUCGACAUUCGCAAACAUAUCCGAACGUAUUUUUCUUUGAACAGGCUCAAAAGAGUCGGAUAUAUAAAUUCAUCGUCCAUUGCGGUGAACGUCGAGAUUUCUGUAAAUUAAACGUGUCUUUCGAAGGAAUGUAUUUCCAAUCCACGAUCUCUAAAGUGACGUGAAAUUUGAAUUUCUUAGAAGAAAUGGUGGUGAACUGCGUGAGAAAAAUUCAAAUUCUGUGCAACGCAGAACUUUCUACAAUUAACAGAGAUGAGGCAAUAUUCUUAGUCGAAUAAAAGUUAGGAUAACGAAUACAAGAUAUAAACACCUGUCUAUUCGUUGUUUGUUAAAUGAAAAUACAAAUUGAUUCGUGAACUUUAGAAUAUUUCCCUGUAAAGGAAUAAAAGGAUACAUUGGUUCCGUUAGUUAUUUGCUCGAGUUUGAAUUCUCGAAGGAAACGAUUUUAUAAUGAAUAAAUAGAAAUUUAAUUGUUUUAUCGAAUAAAUGACACGAAUAACACGCUGUUUAUUACUUCUAUUCGUCAUCUGUUAUUCGAAUGAAAUUUUGCCAAUCUCUGGUUAACCGUGACUGAACAGUUCCGCUCGAUCUCUGGACCUGUAAAUGCGGCACCUUCGUUUUAAUCCGAUCGUGUGAAGUCGUGCAAUGGAUGUAAAUAGUCGUACUAGAUGUUGGGGGCAUUCUGAAGCUGCACAACUCGGGACAAAUAGGCAAAAGCGCAGAAAAUGAGGAUCGUCAGUUUGUUUGCUGAAUGCAGAGCGGGUGAUCGCGAUUCUAAUUUAUUUCAAAAGAAACUUUUAACGCUGUUAAUCCUAGGACUUCUGGGGUCUCGAUUGACCCUACGCAUUUCUAGACCUAUCGAUACUUUAUUUAUUUUAACCUCAUGAAGGAUUUGAUAUAUAUAUAUGUUUUCAUUUCCUUUUAUUAGGUUGUCCCAAAAGUUUCUUUCGUUUUAUUAAUAAUUAAUUAAUAUAUACACAAUAUUGUAUGUUUUAUGUUACAUUACUGAAUUGUGUACGAUUCAUUUCGCUCCAUGACUGUUACAGCAUCAAUGUCUAAGAAAUUAGAUUGUCUAUUUAUAGAAACAUUGCCACACAAAAUAAUUGAGUGCAAAUUACGAAAGAAACUUUUGGGACAACCUAAUAUAUAAAAAUUACUGAUAUUUAGGAUCACAAUACCCUUCAGUUUGUUAAAGUUUUAGCUGUAGCUAUAAACUGUAGCUACAAUCAAACAUAGCUAUAGACCCUGAGGUGGAAGUCUAUAAUCGAUUAUAAUAACAUAAUAAUUAUAAUAUUACUAGUUAUACGUAAUUAUUCAAUCGAAUAGUUUUAACCAGUGUACAUGGAUUCUAUUUGUUAUAUGUUAGCUUGAAACGAUCCAUUCUUGAAUUCUCUAAGAAUUCUCUAGAAAUGCGUGGGAGUCAGUCGAGAUUCCAUUCUAGAUUUAAACUUAAGGGGGUAUCCUGAAUUAGGAGGUUUAAAAAAAGCGGUUUUUCGUGAAUUUUUUUAGGAUGGAAACAAAAUAAUUCAUUCCAUCGAUCGUUUUUAUUCUAUUUUCAUACAUAUUUGAGUAGUCUGUAGAAAGGUUGUCAGCACGAAAUAUUCAAAUUGAGUCGACUGUGACGCACAUUUGUAGAGCACCUCACAAAUAAAACCUCCUAUCAGGGGGAAAAAUGCAGGUCGUAAUUUUGGUUUGACACAAAAAAACCAAGAGAAAUUUUCAUUUUCAUACAUUUUUCUUCUAGGUGCUUUACAAAUGUGCAUCGCAGUCGAUUCAAGUUGAAUAUUGUUUCUUGAAAAAAUUUGUACAGACUACUCAAAUAUGUAUGAAAAUAGGAUAAAAAGUUGGAUGGAAUUAUUUAUUUUUUUCCAUCCUAAAAAAAUUCACGAGAAACAGGUUUUUUUAAACCUCCUAAUUCAGGAUACCCCCUUAAUCCGUCAACUACGUUCAUUAGAGAAAUAGUUAUUGUUCAAUUCUGGUUGACGAUUACUCGCCAAGCCUUCAGCGAGAUCAAUUAGAGAUCAAUUAAGUGGAAGCUGGCAUCAGGACGAAUCGAAAUGGAACAUUGUAUUUUGCUGUUGAGUGGCAAGUACUGUUAGCACGCGAGAAGAUUGCUAUUAACUCCUCCCACGGGACGAGUCACGGCGAACAUUUUAACCCUCUCGGCCCUAGUGAGACAUACAGUGGCGUGCAUAAGUUUUCAGACAGAUACAUUUGCCAUUUAAUAUUCCAAAAGCGAUAUCUAAAGUAAUUUUAGCUAAUGUUAGAUACCAAGGUAUUGCUAAACGAAAGAAAACAGUGGAAAAAUUAACUCUAUUUAUUAUUUUGACAUAUUUACCAAGCUGUAAUAUCGCUUUUCGGAAUAGAAAGUAAAAGAUGUAUCUGGCAGGAGACUCGCACGCGACAUGUUAUUUGUGUCUAGAGUGAGAGAAAAAUAUCUCAUUGACUUCCUUGAAGGCGAUUGGCUGCGAUACCAGUGGGAGGAGUUUGUAGAUAUCUUCUCGCGCGCGACCUGUACAAGUAAUGAUUACCGAGAGGGGAAAAGCGAUGAAAAUAUCAUUUCCUUUUUUUUUUUUGUACAUAGUGAUCGUCGGUCGACGGGAGGCAGAAAGUAACGGAGAACGUGCGGGGAAAUAUUAUGUGUACAUGAACAAUGUGAUAUAAGUAAUUAAUUAAAUUACUUAGCACUAUAGCGUUUAAGCAAGAAAACUGUUAAACUGUUUACAGCGUAGACGUACGAUGCUAACUAUUAUUUACUAACAUCCUAAAUGAAUCGUAAGGGAAUCUAAUUGUACAUAGAAUUAUGAAAGAAAGAGCGAGUGAAAGAAAGAGUGUGCGUGGGUAAAAGGAAAUCACGAGAUGUAUAAUUAUAUCGAACAUGAGAAAUGAAUGAAAAUAGAACGAAAACCGAAGUCGAAUACGUGAGAAGAAAAAAAAGAACCCUACGUCUUGUAUUAUCCCUCGUGAUAGAGCCUGUAGAUUGUAAUUCUCGUGCGUGAAUGGGGAACAACGCGAAGAAUAUGUGCGACGACCGAGCGUUCUAGUAAGAGUGUUGUUGUUGUUGUAGUCUAUGUCGAAUUUUGUUAUAUGCCAAUCCGCCUGGCUUAUGAAACACGCACUGUAUAUGUCACGAACCUUCGAACAACUUGUGCAUUGAAAUGAACGGAAACAAAAAACAGAAUAAUAGUAAUAAUAGUAAUAAUAGUAAUAAAACGGAGGAAAGAACGACGAUAAAUACGCGAUAAUGAGAAAUCGGAGCGUGCCGCGAAACGGGGCGCGACGAAACCCUCGCAACACUUUUCUUUUUGUUUUCAAAAGAAUGCGACAAAUUUCAAUACAAUCUAUUACAAUAAAAACGUAAGCGUGAAGCGUU